Messenger RNA from Gorilla gorilla gorilla (western lowland gorilla), 1977 nucleotides. Its product is annotated as beta-glucuronidase-like. Gene Ontology annotation, molecular function: signaling receptor binding; beta-glucuronidase activity; carbohydrate binding. The record is from RefSeq and is a predicted model, not a curated record. Gene Ontology annotation, biological process: carbohydrate metabolic process. NCBI's taxonomy places the organism in Eukaryota, Metazoa, Chordata, Mammalia, Primates, Hominidae.
AUGGCCCCAUCCAAAGGACGUGCAUCCGACAGGAAUGGAAGAGGCUUCGCUGGGGCCUGCUGGAAUUCCUGCUGUGGAAAGCAAGAGGAGGUGCUCCUUGAAGAAACGGGGAUACCACGAUCUCAGGGGUUCUGUCCUCGCCUGCGUCCCUGGAUCAUCCAGCCUGUUUUGGGGGUUCCAGCCGCAGGCCCCACUGGGCAGUGCGGGGCCCCGCCCGCCCGCCCCUCCAGGCCUGGCACUCGCCCUCAGCAAAGAUGGCGCGGCGGUCUCAGGCGCCUCACGCGACCCAUCCGCCGGACUCCUCCCGCGCUGCUCUUAGCCCCGCAGACGGCUGCCGAGCGGUGGAGGGGAAAGUGUGAUCCGAGGCACGGCGGUGGCUGCGCGCUGGCGCUGCAGGGCUGGAUGCUGUAUCCCCGGGAGAGCCCGUCGCGGGAGUCCAAGGAGCUGGGCGGCCUCUGGAGCUUCCGCGCCGUCUUGGACAAUCGACGCCAGGGCUUCGAGGAGCAGCGGUACCCGCGGCCGCUGCGGGAAUCGGGCCCCACCCUGGGCGUGCCGGUUCCCUCCAGCUUCAACGACAUCUGUCAGGACUGGUGGCUGCGGCAGUUUGUUGGCUGGGUGUUGUACGAACAGGAGGUGACCCUGCCGGAGCAAUGGACCCAGCACCUGCGCACAAGAGUGGUGCUGAGGAUUGCCAGUGCCCACUCCUAUGCCAUUGUGUGGGUGAAUGGGGUCGACACGCUAGAGCAUGAGGCCGACAGCAGCAGUCUGGUCCAGGUGGGACCCCUGUCCUUCUGCCCCCGCAUCACUAUCACCAUCAAUAAUACGCUCACCCCCUCCACCCUGCCACCAGGGACCAUCUGCUACAUGAUCAACACCUCCAAGUAUCCCAAGGGUUACUUUGUCCAGAACACAGACUUUGACUUCUUCAACUACAUGGGACUGCAGCGGUCUGUGCUUCUGUACACAACACCUACCACCUACAUCGAUGACAUCACCAUCACCACCGGCGUGGAGCAUGACAGUGCUGGGCUGGUGAAUUACCAGAUCUUCAAGUGCAGCAACCAGAUCCAGUUGGAAGUGCAUCUUUUGGAGGCAGAAAACAAAGCCGUGGCCACUGGGGCCUUUACUCAGGGCCAGCUGAAGGUACCGGGUGCAGUCAGGAGCCUCUGGUGGCCUUACCUGAUGUACGAACACCCCCCGAUCUGGAAGGGCAGAGCCUCUGAUUGCUGCAUCCCUGCUUGCAGGCCCAAGGCGGCUGCUGGGGUGCGGCUGACUGCACAGACGUCACUGGGGCCUUUGUCUGACUUCUACACACUCCCUGUGGGGAUCCGCACUGUGGCUGUCACUGAGAGCCAGUUCCUCAUCAACGGGAAACCUUUUUAUUUCCACAGCAUCAACAAGCACGAGGAUGCGGACCUGCGUUUGUGCUCCUGGAUCCUAGGGAAGGGCUUCGACUGGCUGCUGCUGGUGAAGGACUUCAACCUGCUUCACUGGCUUGGUGCCAACGCCUUCUGCACCAGCCACUACCCCUACGUGGGGGAAGUGCUGCAGAUGUGUGACCGCUAUGGGAUUGUGGUCAUUGAUGAGUGUCCCGCCGUGGGCCUGGUGCUGGUGCAGCUUUUCAACAAUGUGUCUGUGCAUCAACACAUGUGGGUGAUGGAGGAACUGGUGUGCAGGGACAAGAACCACCCCGCCGUGGUGAUGUGGUCUGUGGCCAACAAGCCUGCAUCCUACCUGGAAUCUGCCAGCUACUACUUCAGUGAAGAGUACCAGAAGAGUCUGCCAGAGCAGUACCAUCUGGGUCUGGAUCAAAAACACAGAAAAUACGUGUUUGGAGAGCUUAUCGGGAAUUCUGCCGAUUUCAUGACUAUGCAGUGUGAGGGACAAAGGACAGAACUAAAAGUCAUCCCUCUGCGCCCCGGAGACAAAAGCAUAUCUGACUGCUUCCUGUACUUUGUGUUUAUUUACCUUAUGUAA